AUGUCCCCAGGAACUGGUAGUAGCCAAGGGAGCGGUCUAACAACUCAAUUCUUGCUUCCAAAAGACGCCGUUGAUACCCACGUACAUGUAUUUGACCCAAAACUAGGGCCAUAUGCUGCUGGACGAGCCUACACCCCCGAGGACGCGCCACUAAAAAAGUUGAUCGCGUUCAACAAAAGCCUCUCGGCAGAUUCUCAGAAUACUAAAUUGGUUCUUGUCCAACCGUCUCCUUAUAAGUAUGACUGCUCUAUUAUGAUCCAAUGCCUGCGAAUGUUGAGAAAUAGAGACAGCGGGGCAUUCGGAAUUGCUGUACUGGACCUUGACACCACCACCGAUGCACAAUUGAAGGAAAUGCACGCCCUCGGUGUACGUGGUAUCCGACUGAACUUCCAGGCGGAUGGUAAGGAGGUCAGUACUGACAGAUUGGUGGCAACUUUGCACCAGACUGCGGAGCGCAUACGCUACUUACCUGGUUGGAUGAUCCAGGUAUUCGUCCCAGGGUGGUCAUGGGAUGAUUUACAUGACGUGAUUCUCCAUCUUCCAGUCAAGGUUAUCGCCGACCACCUUGGUGGUAUGCUUGGCCCAACCAGGCUUUCUACGGAUUUACAGUCAGCGCCAACGUCGCAACCUGGUUUCAAAUCCCUGUUGUCGCUCGCGAGAAAUUCUCAGGUGAUUGUGAAGAUCUCUGGCUUAUAUCGCAUGUCCACCGAUAUUUCGUCCAACUUUGAAGAUCUACAGCCUAUCAUCCAGAAAUUCGCCCAAGAAAUUCCGGACCAGAUUAUUUGGGGAAGUGACUGGCCACAUACAGGGGAUGGACAUGACAGAGUGAAUGGUUCCUUGGAAGUUAAAGAGCCUUUUCGAGUGCUGGAUAAUCUCGCCAUUCUUGAGAAAUUGCAUGGGUGGAUGGGAAGUAAUGUCUACGACAGAAUGCUUGUGAAAAAUCCUGGUCGUAUAUAUUUUGAUUAG
Molecule: messenger RNA, 966 nt
Organism: Penicillium cataractarum
Lineage: Eukaryota; Fungi; Ascomycota; Eurotiomycetes; Eurotiales; Aspergillaceae
Product: amidohydrolase 2
Exons: 3
Coding region: 1-966 (321 amino acids)
Molecular function (GO): hydrolase activity
Source: RefSeq, a predicted model, not a curated record